Messenger RNA from Lingula anatina, 3667 nucleotides. Its product is annotated as rhodopsin. Lineage: Eukaryota; Metazoa; Brachiopoda; Lingulata; Lingulida; Lingulidae. The record is from RefSeq and is a predicted model, not a curated record.
GAAACAUGAAGGUCUAUUUGUAGGUGUGUAGAUAUCAAUGUUAGAUAGGCUACAGAUUGGAGGCAGGCUGUGUUUCAAGCAUCUGCAUGCCCUACUGGUACUCUUCACAGUGAGUGAUGAAUGGGGAUUUUUUAAAGUCACACUUGGAUUGGUUUUCAAUGACAUUUGGAAGAGGAAGAUUAAUUACAAUCCAUACCUCUCCCUUCUGUUUGUAUUUCUAUGUAAUCUUACCUGAUUGUGUUAAACCGUCACAUCAUCCAGGCAUGAUAGGGAGAUUGCAAUUCAGCUUCCACUUCCAGAGGUUUCCAUUUGUACCAUUGUGCAGUCAACUCGGAACAUGGUGCCGUUUGAUACAGUAGACUACGUAAUCAGCCUUGGGCUUGUGAGGCAUUGGCAAUGAGUUUUUAGCAGACGACAGGUUUUUCAUUUAACUGUGAGGUCAACUUUGACAAGAACGCAGAUUAAAUUGUUAUGAGAUAUGCUUCUGAAAAUCAGAACACCAAGUAUAUGGCCAAGGAAGGAACAAGUUAUUUGAAAUUUUUAAGCAUUGCAACAGCUCUUUGAAGAUGUGUUGAGAGCACUGCGCUUCAAUCUCUGUGCUAGAGCUAUGCUCAACACCACGCCCACUCAAGCAUUUAGCAAGACAAGCCUAAGACAUUUUCCAAACAGUACUGUUUUAACAACAUGGAGUGCAGAAUUGCAGACUACUGACUCAUUUGGUAAUGUUUUUGUUGUGAAUACAUCUUUUGUCAAUGACUCUUUGGUGGGGUUCAGCACAUUGGAUUUGGACAAUAAAUCGAAUACUGGCAGAAGCAAUAUUAGUCAUCAACAGGAAUUUGGUUCUCUGGAACAACAGAUCGCUGGGAUUGUUUUACUGGUGUUUGCAGUAGUUGCAGUUGUAUUGAACAGUGCCAUUUUAAUGGCAGCAAAAUUCACAACAGGAGGCCGGAGUCCCACACUUAUCUUCAUACGCAGUUUGUGCGUGGCGGACAUUUUGGCUGGCGUGUUUGGUAUCACCAAACAUUUUUUCAUCCAGUUUGGUGAGGUUGGCAAAAACAAUCUUUUCCUUGGAGAAAGUGUGCUGUUUUGUUCCAUGGUUGCUUCCUGUUGCAUGGUGCUGGGACUGUCUUGGGAAAGCUAUCUGCGCAUAGCUUACCCGUUAGAAUAUGUGAAACAUAUACAGAAACACAUUGUGAUAGGAACUGUAGUAUUCUCGUGGAACUGUGCCUUCGUCUUCGGAUUUGCACCUCAGAUGGGGUGGAGCAACUCGGAGAAUUACUCCUCUGAAAAAUUCUAUGAAUUCUAUACCUAUUCUUACUUGAUCUCAUUCGUAAUUGCCUAUUUUGUGUUUAUACUGAUUACUGUGGCAUUGCAUUUGAAAAUUAGUGCCUUAGUGAGGCAACUACAGAAGACUGACCAUCACUUGGCUCAGUUUAGUAGAGAAUGUAGGCGGAGUAUUAAAUUUGUCAAACUGACAGUGGGAAAUGCAAUUAUUUUAUUUAUAUCCUAUACGCCAUUGCUCAUGUAUAUACUGUUACGCGUUGCUACCAAUUUUUCUGGUUUGACAGAAACUAUUCAUCUCUAUCUAUAUCCAGGGGUUUUGUUGAAGUCUGUGGCUUCACCAUUACUAAAUGGCGUAAACAUCAAACAAAUCCGCCAUGUUUUGGCCGACUGCUGCCUAAGACUUAUUCUGAGACGUUUCACUGGAACUAGUCUGCAACAUCGGAAAUUCCAUCAGAAUUCCUCAUCGUCCUCAGCCUCUUUAUCCAUUGUCAGUCGCAAAAGUUCCACACAAGAGCACACAAGUACUCAUUCAAAUGGAAAAGCUGGCAGCAGCAUAUACACCAUACCUCACUGCGAUAGUUAUAAUGAAAACAUUGAAGGUGAUGGCAUAUUGACUAAUGGUCGGAUGAGGUCACAAAGUUUAUGUUUAUCCUGUGAUAGGCCAAAUCCUAAUCGUCUGCAGGUUUCGCAACACAGAUGCUGCCAUCGUUCUGUGUCAAACGGUACCUUGCAGACUGAAGUAUCACUUAGCAGUUCAGGUAGUGAUAUUGGCGCAGCUUUGUCAAUAGCAGUACCAGAACAGUUGAGUGGAAAAGACAGCUAUGAAAAGGGGUUAAGACGGAACAAGAAACAUCACUCUUCUGACAACAGUAUUCAGUCGUAUGCUCCAAAAAUAAAUAGUUCCAAAUUAGGAUCUGUAGAUAAGUUACCAGUUCACGGGACCAAUUCAGAUAGUGCGUCAUAUAAUAAGUCGUCUCGCCCCAAGCGUAGGGUCAGUUUUUCUGACCUGCUUUCUUACCAGGGAGAUUCCACAGUUAUAGUGCACAAAACUCUGGCAUCUGCUUGUAGUAACUUACCCCUAACAAGUAAUGAAAUCAUAGAAGAGACUCCGCUUUAGUGGACAGGUUGUCUUUCAGGUUGCUUGAAAAAUUUUAUUUCCAUUUGCAAUGUAUUGUGGGUAAUAUCUGAAAAAAGGUAAUCUUAUUUCCCAAAGCAGUGCUUUGUUAAUGACACCUUCAGAGGACAUCACAGAAGUUCUUAUAAGCUAAAGAUUUAGGAUCUUUAUAGUAUUACUUUUUGCAAAUGGGAGGCAAAGAGGACUUUAUAGAGAUGGAGCAUUGAGAUUAGUGUGGUGUUUGUCCAUGAAUUAAGCCUUUUUUGCAUUGUACAGUCCACUUCAGUGAUACAGCUGCUGUACCAGGCCUACCCAACUACCAGACUUGGCACCAAAUGAUCCCAAAUUCACCGGUAGAUCGGACCCCGUUUUUGAGGUGUGUGCCAGUACGCAUUUCACAGUAUUGUACGCCGGAACAAAUAUUGAGAUAAGAUGCACUACUUUCUAACCCUGCUGAGAAUCAUUACUAUCACAUCACGUACUAGGCAAGAGCAGUGCCGCGUCUGAUACUUUGAAGCGCAUAUUGAUGCACACCUUGAAAACGGGUAGUGUGGUCCGAUAUAUGGGUGAAUUCAGGAUCAUUCAGUGCUGAGCCGGGUAGUUGGGUAGGCCUGUGUACUAAUGCAUUUUGAGAGAUUGACAUCUACAAAAGAGAGCCCUCUGAAAGGAGUUCUCAUGCUCAAUAUGUCCAGUUAUAAACUUAAAGGUACUUUAUACUGAAUUUACCCACAAAACAAUUUUCUCCUACUCACAAGUCAUUGUUCAUCUCUGCAUUUGGUUUUGAUGUUUUAUUCCAGUUAAAAUUAAAUGAUUUAGUUCUAAAUGACUUUCAUAAAUGACUAAAUUUUCAAGCACGUACACUGCACCUUGAAGUAAGAGCAAUGAGGGCACUGAGGUAGAACUUGUGCAGCGUAAUUACAUGUUAACACCUCUCAAAACGUUACAGUACAGCUGCGUCACUCAGGUAUACAUCUCAGUGUGUAAAGGAGAAAGAAUCCUUUUGGAUAUUUUAGACAAAACAUUUCAUGAAAAUAAGUGAAAAGAAAUGAGGACAGAAGUUUGAAAAAUGAUUAUAUGCAAUUUGUGACAGUACUAAAAGAUGAGAGCAUUAUAUAUGACCAAAUUGUAAAGAAUACAUAUUUAUUUUGAUUUAUUUCAAGUGUUUGCUUUUCUGUCUGUGUGGAUAUGAGCUGGGCAUUUACUAUGCCACUUAAGCAGAGCUGAUAUUUUCUUAACUAAUCAUACACAAAUUUCAAAAUUUUGUAUGUA